AUGGACAAUCAUCAUUUACGAGGUAUUCUAUUAAAACUUCAAGAUCGUCUAAGUGAUAAUGAUCGUAAGCGUUUGCAUUUCUUUCUUGGCAAUGAUAUUCCACGACGAAUUCGAGAUGAUCCAUCACUUAGCGGUACACUUAGUCUUAUGGAAUCUCUCUUUGAUCAAGAUAAAAUCAAUGAAUAUGAUUUCACUUUUCUCAUAAAUGCCUUCAAUGAAAUUCAAUGCAUCGAUGCUGCUAAAGUUUUAAAAGAACAACAAUUAAGAAUUAAUCAGACAAUAAAUCAACUCAAUCAUCAAAUAAAAGAUCUUGAGAACGAGAAAAGUACCGCAUUAAUCAAAGCUGGUCAAAAGUUUGGUGGUACUGGAGGUGAUCCGUUCGAUGAUUCAUUGACAGAAAAUUUUACAUGCUCCCAUUAUCUUAGUGGAAUAAUUAUUAGGAAUAAUGGUAUGUCUCUCGAUUGGAUUCAGUUUCCCUAUUCAUCUUCGUAUAAUCAAAACAGUGUGAUUGAAGCAAAAGUUCAUGGUAUUCAGGAGAAAGGCGAAGUCUCACGAUUUCUACUCGAGAAAGAUGAAAAAAUAUAUAAGAUUCAAGUGAAAUUAAGUAAUGUAACAUUAUAUUGGCAAGAUGGUACACUAUUUUCAACAAUAUUAAUACGAGGAUUGCAAAUUUUUACUACCAAAGGUCGAGCAAGUCAGUCUUACGAUCAUGUAGAAGGUGACGUUUUCACCGAACAAUUCGAUGGAUAUACAUUGGCUUAUGCAACCGGAAGAGAAGGAAGGUAUAUAGAUCAAUUACAAUUCUAUUGGUAUCGAACAGUAGUCACACAUUAG
Rotaria sp. Silwood2 is the source of this 834-nucleotide messenger RNA. The record is from the annotation of a GenBank genome assembly. NCBI's taxonomy places the organism in Eukaryota, Metazoa, Rotifera, Eurotatoria, Philodinida, Philodinidae.